This is a messenger RNA of Neltuma alba, 336 nucleotides long. Its product is annotated as cysteine-rich repeat secretory protein 38-like. The transcript has a single exon. Lineage: Eukaryota; Viridiplantae; Streptophyta; Magnoliopsida; Fabales; Fabaceae. Bases 1 to 336 code for a protein of 111 amino acids. The record is from RefSeq and is a predicted model, not a curated record.
AUGGCAACCUCUUGUAUCAUUUCUUUGGCUCUAGUUUUCUUCUUUCAUCAUCUUAUCAUUCUCUCCACUGCCCAGCCCAGCUUCGUUUAUUACAAUUGUUCACUUGGCAAAGAAACCUACAUAAAGCCAAGUGCCUAUUACGCCAACCUCAAUGCUCUUCUUUCUAAUUUCACUCGCGACACAGUAAUUGACUAUGGCUUCUACAGUUCUUCCUUCGGCCAAAGCCCUGAUAAAGUUCACGCACAAGGGCUUUGCCGAGGUGAUGAGGAGCCAUUUUCUUGCCGGAAAUGCCUCAACGAUGCCAAAACCCUUCUUCCAAAGCUGUGUCCAUAUUAG